Messenger RNA from Lolium rigidum, 2517 nucleotides. RefSeq names its product zinc finger CCCH domain-containing protein 43-like. Gene Ontology annotation, molecular function: metal ion binding; RNA binding; protein binding. The record is from RefSeq and is a predicted model, not a curated record. The coding region runs from base 3 to 2321 and encodes 772 amino acids. The transcript has 10 exons. NCBI's taxonomy places the organism in Eukaryota, Viridiplantae, Streptophyta, Magnoliopsida, Poales, Poaceae.
CGAUGGGCAACUCCGGAGCCAAGCCCCGUGCCUCCGACGACGGCGGUUAUGCUCGCGCCGCACCGCCCUGCUUGAUGCAUCCGAUCGGCAACUCUGAUGGUUCUGCCAAUGCCGCACCGCCCUGCUCGGCGAAUCUCACCAGUUCGGAGACCGGCGAGAUGAAGUCGGAGUACCCGCGGCGGCCCGGCGUGGCCGACUGCUCCUACUACGUCAAGUUCGGGACCUGCAGGUACGGGAUGAAGUGCUGGUUCAACCACCCUCCCUACAGCAGCCAACAAGCAUCGAAUUCAUCCCACCACAACAAACAGCAGUAUUUUUCAGAGAAAGCAUGCAACUACAACCGCCACGAAGAAAAAUUCAAAGUCGAGCAAGUGAAGACGAACUUCCUUGGGCUUCCACUUCGUCCGGGUGCAGGACUAUGUUCACACUAUAUGAAACAAGGAACAUGUAAAUUUGGCACCAACUGCAAGUUUCACCAUCCAGAUCCAAAAUCAGAACAUGCGAAUUUGAAUGCUUCACGACAUGUUGUUGAAGAAUCAACUCAACUGAACUUUUCAUCAGAGCCUAUCAAACGAGCACAGAAUGAGCGAUCUGUUUCCUUAGUUACAUCAUCAACUAGUGGAACAUUAGAAACUAUUCCAACUCGAGGAGACUCUACAUGUACAGAACAUAGUGCAUAUAAGAUUGUUGGUGCAUCUAAGGACAUCUUGGAACUUAAGCGGGAUAUUGAUGUAGAACUGGGUAACAAUGACUCAAAUCCAUGUAAUCGCUAUGAUGGAGCUGACAGGCGUGACUGGCUUUCACCGUCUGCACAAAUUCGUGUUGUUGCUAGUGAAGAGAAAUCUUGGGACAACAUCUAUGAAUCGCAAGAAUUAUGUUCUCCAAGUGGCAAGCAAGAGAAAUUUAACAAGCACGGCCAAUUAAUCUCUCAGCUUGACUCUAACGCUCAGGUUUGCAUCCCUUGGUCGAUCCAAAGAGGCAAUCUUUCUGACAGAGAUGGAGUUCUUAUGGCGGUGAAAGGUAUACUGGAUAAUUUGACGCCAGAGAAGUUCGAUCUUGUUAAGGACCAGUUAAUAGAAGCAGGAAUCACUAGAGAAGAUAUUUUGGAGGAUGUUAUUACUGUUAUGUUUGAGAAGGCUGUUUCUGAGCCCACCUUCUGUCCGAUGUAUGCUCAACUUUGUUCUUAUGUCAAUAUGAAGCUCCCAUCAUCCCCUCCUGAAGAACCUGAUGGUAAAGAGAUUGCGUUCGCAAGUGUACUGCUCAAUAAUUGUCAUGAAGUAUUUGAAGGUGCUGGCAAUCUAUGUGCCGAGAUUGAUACAUUGACUGGUCAAGACCAAGAGAUGGAGACACGGAAUAAAGAAAUAAUGCUAAUGAAGCAUCGAACACUUGGAAACAUUCGCCUUAUUGGUGAGUUGCUCAAGCAAAAAAUCGUCAAAGAUAAGAUUGUACAUCACACGGUUCAGAUGGACGAAAACAAGCAAGGAAAACCAGAUUGGGAUACUUUUGCUACUAAAGUUUUUUGUGAUAUUUGUACCAUUGAGGUUUUAGCUGGAAAUCGACCAAACGACCAUUUGAAUGCUAUUGGGUAUAACAACUUAUACACCAAGUUCAAUGAAAAAACAAAAAAAGGUUACAAUCAGAAGCAAUUUAAAAGUAAGUGGGAGUCGUUGAAGAAAGACUACCAGACAUGGAAGGCAUUGUUGGAGAGUGAAGAUGAUCUAGGGCAGGAUCCUAAAAUGAAUACAAUAUCUACAACCCCAGAAUGGUGGGCAAAAAAGAUGGAGGCAAUGCCGGAUUGCAGCAAGUUCCGUUCAGCACCACUCAAGAAUGUUGAUCUUCUAAAUAUAAUGUUAGAGGAUAUGCUGGAUUCAAGCUCGACAACACCUGAAGCUAAUAUGGCAGUCAAUACAACUAUCAAAAGUGAGCAUGGUGCUGGCGAUGGAAAUGAUAUAGGCCUCAUUGAUAAGGAUGUUAAUGAGCAGUCUAAAGAGGCAAUAUUACAAAAAUCUUCUAACAAAGAACCUAACUCGACAAAGCCCAAGACAAAUUCUGUGCAUGCAGAACUGAAUCAUCUUGUUGACCGAGUUGAGAAUGUGAACCCAAGAAAUUCUGCAACGUCUACAAGGGUCGAUCAAGUAGAAAGCAAUAUUUCCGAGAUCAUGGAGUUAGUUGUAGAUGCUGGAGUCCAGGAAGGCAGUGAUGAACAUUUCAUUGCUACCCAAUUAUUUAUUAGUCCAGAAUAUCGUGAAAUGUUUCGUACCCUGAAGACCCCUCAAGGAAGACUUGGGUGGCUUAAAAAGAUGUGCCAUGUCAAGGAAUAACGGUAGGAUUCUAGUUCAAGUGUACCUGAUGUUUGUUCUCCAAAAACAAUUUGUACCUGUUGUUAUCAUGAGACCAUUUAAAAGUGAUGUACUAAUUUAAUGCUACUUUAUUUUAUGUACUUGCUAUUUUAUGAGGUAGCUUCUAAACCCACCUUUGAUUUUGUGUGAAUGUAUUGAGCUCUUACUGUGACUGAUC